CGAGGGGAGGGUGAGCGCGGCGCGGCCAAUCAGGGGCGCCCACGACCCACCCCGCAGCGGUUGGAGCCGUCGGCCCUGGGACGGCGCCAGUGUCGCCGCGAGCGUCGGGCCGCGGCGGAGAUGGUGUGUCCCGCGGCCUCCGCCGGCCGCCUGGGCUCCGCGCUGCCAUUCCUGCUCGUGCUUUUCGACCUCCAGUACCAGGGAACUGAAUGUGGAAUAAAUGCAGAAGUAGAAAAGCAACUUGAAAUGGGAAAGAAGUUAUUGGCUGCUGGACAGCUAGCAGAUGCUUUGUCUCACUUUCAUGCAGCUAUAGAGGGAGACUCUGAUAACUACAUUGCUUAUUACAGAAGAGCCACAGUGUACUUAGCCAUGGGCAAAUCAAAAGCUGCAAUUCGUGAUUUAAGUAAAGUGGUUGAAUUAAAGCAGGACUUCACAUCAGCAAGAUUACAGAGAGGACACUUACUGCUCAAGCAAGGAAAAUUUGAUGAAGCAGAGGAUGAUUUUAAAAAUGUGCUCAAAUCCAGUCCUAGCAAUAAUGAGGAAAAAGAAGCCCAGACUCAGCUGACAAAAUCUGAUGAGCUACAGCGCCUGCAUUCACAAGCAUUAUCUGCCUACCAGCAAGAGGAUUAUGAAGCCGCUAUUUCUCUUCUUGAUGAAAUCUUGGCAGUUUGUGUUUGGGAUGCAGAGCUACGGGAACUUCGAGCUGAGUGUUAUAUAAAGGAAGGAGAACCAAGCAAAGCCAUUAGUGACUUGAAAGCUGCUGCAAAAUUAAAGAAUGAUAACACUGAAGCCUUCUAUAAAAUCAGCAGAAUAUAUUAUCAGUUGGGGGACCAUGAGUUGUCACUCAGUGAAGUCCGGGAGUGCCUGAAACUAGACCAAGAUCACAAGCAGUGCUUCUCUCUGUAUAAACAAGUAAAGAAACUCAAUAAGCAGAUUGAGUCAGCAGAGGAAUUCAUCCGAGAAGGCAGGUAUCAAGAUGCUAUCAGUAAGUAUGAGUCUGUAAUGAAAACUGAGCCAGAUGUCCCAGUUUAUGCUACUCGUGCCAAAGAAAGGAUCUGCCACUGCUUGUCAAAGAACCAGCAGGCUACAGAAGCCAUAAAAGUUUGUACAGAAGUUCUGCAGCUGGAGUCAACCAAUGUGAAUGCCCUGAAAGACAGAGCAGAAGCUUAUCUGCUGGAAGACCUUUAUGAAGAAGCUAUUAAAGACUACGAGACUGCCCAAGCCAAUAGUGAAAACGACCAGCAGAUUCGGGAGGGGCUGGAACGUGCCCAGAAGAUGCUGAAGCAAUCACAGAAGAGGGAUUACUAUAAAAUCUUAGGAGUAAAAAGGAAUGCUCGAAAGCAGGAAAUCAUAAAAGCUUACAGAAAGCUGGCAUCGCAGUGGCACCCUGAUAAUUUCCAGAGCGAGGAAGAAAAGAAGAAAGCAGAGAAAAAAUUCAUUGAUAUAGCAGCUGCUAAAGAAGUCCUCACUGACCCAGAAAUGCGGCGGAAAUUUGAUGCGGGAGAGGACCCACUGGAUGCGGAGAGUCAGCAGGGUGGGGGAAACCCCUUCCACAGGAACUGGAACACAUGGCAAGGAUUCAACCCCUUUGGAUCGGGAGGAGGACCAUUUACAUUCAAAUUUCACUUCAGUUAGAGCCAAGACUGUUUCCGGUGGCUGCUGCUGUUUUUUACUUAAUUCGUUGAAAAAUAAAACGUCUCUCAGUUCAAGACCCCAAAA
Neopsephotus bourkii (Bourke's parrot) is the source of this 1719-nucleotide messenger RNA. It is a transcript of the gene DNAJC3, whose product is annotated as DnaJ heat shock protein family (Hsp40) member C3. The record is from RefSeq and is a predicted model, not a curated record. Bases 121 to 1635 code for a protein of 504 amino acids. Gene Ontology annotation, molecular function: protein-folding chaperone binding; misfolded protein binding. The transcript is spliced from 12 exons. NCBI's taxonomy places the organism in Eukaryota, Metazoa, Chordata, Aves, Psittaciformes, Psittacidae. Gene Ontology annotation, biological process: protein folding in endoplasmic reticulum. Gene Ontology annotation, cellular component: endoplasmic reticulum.